AUUAUCCCAUAAUAUUAUCAAUAGUUGCAUCAGCAAAACUUGAAAUAAAAUUAUAAAAAUUCGUACAAUAGUUGAUAUCAGUAGAAAUAAAAUUGUUCAAUCAUACCGAGUGAACUUCUAACAGGGACUUUCACCAACUUAUCUGACUGUAUAACCUAAAUUCAUGAAGUUGUAACGUCGAGCGGGUUGGUGACCUUCAUUCAUUAUGAAGAUGCGUGCGUCGAGCAGAGAUGGAUAGUAGUCAGUAGUUCGUUCAUGUAACGAUACGUUUGGAGCCCAUCCACUUUCUAAAAAGCUAUCAGUGACUUUUACUAUAUAAACUGUCAAUUACAAAUAAGUAAAAUGGCUUUGGCUAAAGAAGAAAAAGAUUUAAAUUUUAUUCUAAAGAGUUUCAUUGCUGGAGGAGUGGCUGGAAUGUGUUCAAAAACAACUGUAGCUCCUUUAGAUAGAAUAAAAAUUCUUUUACAAGCUCAUAAUAAUCAUUACAAACAUUUAGGUGUUUUUUCUGGAAUAAAGCAUAUAGUACACCAAGAGACAUUCUUCGCUCUUUAUAAAGGAAAUUUUGCUCAAAUGAUAAGAAUAUUUCCAUAUGCAGCAACUCAAUAUACUUCUUUUGAAAUGUAUAAAAAGUAUAUAGGUGGUUUUUUUGGAGAAACAUCACACUUUGAUAAGUUUGUGGCUGGAUCAUGUGCUGGAGUUACUGCUGUAACACUUACGUAUCCUCUUGAUACAAUCAGAGCGAGAUUAGCAUUUCAAAUUUCUGGAAAACAUAUAUACACUGGUAUUGUGCAUACUGGUGUAUCAAUUUUCAAAGACGAAGGAGGAUUAACAGCAUUAUAUCGUGGAUUUUGGCCCACUAUUAUUGGAAUGAUCCCCUAUGGUGGAUGUUCAUUUUAUACGUUUGAAUAUCUUAAAUUCAUAUGUAUGAAAUAUGCACCUCACUAUCUAUGCGAGGAGUAUUCAAAAAAUACUGGUGGCCUCGUAUUAACGUUACCAGCCAAAUUACUUUGUGGGGGUAUUGCAGGAGCUGUAGCACAAAGCUUCUCCUAUCCACUAGACGUCACCAGAAGACGAAUGCAAUUAGCCAUGAUGGAUCCCGCUACACAUAAAUACGGAUCGAACAUGUUAUCAACAUUGAAACUGAUCUACUUAGAAAAUGGAAUAGUCAAAGGACUCUACCGAGGGAUGAGUAUCAAUUAUCUACGAGCUAUUCCUAUGGUUUCUGUAAGCUUUACAGUUUAUGAAAUAACGAAACAAAUACUAGGACUGGAUACAGGAUUGAAAAUUUCAUAAAAGAAUAGUUAAAUAAUGUAUAUUUAUGUAGAUGCAGUUAUCUUUUUUUUUAAUGAGGUGCAUUUUUAAAGACACUUUUUUUGGGUUGGAGAAACUAAAUCUUUUGUACCUCAAUAAUUUAUAUAUAUUGUAACAUAGCAUUUGAAAAAUAUAUAUAAACAUAAUAUGUAUAUAUAUAUAUAUAUAUAUAUUUUUAUGAAAAAGAUUUAAAACACAUUGUUGAUGAAUUCAGAUUAUAUAAAAUCAUUGAAACCAAGGGAACAAGUAGUAGUGAAUAAAUGUAUGAAUUAUCACUGUCUGUAUUAUAAAUGGUAUUGGAUAGAAAAAAUAGAUAAAAGUAUUUUUA
Messenger RNA from Chelonus insularis, 1639 nucleotides. RefSeq names its product graves disease carrier protein-like. Gene Ontology annotation, molecular function: coenzyme A transmembrane transporter activity. Bases 343 to 1293 code for a protein of 316 amino acids. Gene Ontology annotation, cellular component: mitochondrial inner membrane. The record is from RefSeq and is a predicted model, not a curated record. Gene Ontology annotation, biological process: mitochondrial coenzyme A transmembrane transport. The transcript is spliced from 7 exons. NCBI's taxonomy places the organism in Eukaryota, Metazoa, Arthropoda, Insecta, Hymenoptera, Braconidae.